Messenger RNA from Cuscuta epithymum, 2002 nucleotides. The record is from the annotation of a GenBank genome assembly. NCBI's taxonomy places the organism in Eukaryota, Viridiplantae, Streptophyta, Magnoliopsida, Solanales, Convolvulaceae.
AUUUGGUUGUGCUAUAUAUACAAAAGAAAUCAGAGAGAUACAUGUUCUUGAAUUGUCCAAUAAAUUAUGACUAUACUCAUUUCGCUGCCUGCUUCAGUAUGCAUCUUUCAUGGUAAUGGCCUUCAACCUUCUAAAAGAUCAGCAGCAGCAGCUCAGCAUCAAAGGUCCUCGUUUAGUGUCAUGUGUAGUCAUGCAACAACAAUAAGCAGAAGAUCUGGGAAUUAUGAGCCUCCUACUUGGGAUUACACAUACCUUCAGUCCAUCAACACUAACAACUAUACAGAUGAUGAGGGAUACACGACAAGACAUGAUGAGUUGAAGAAAAAGGUUCAAAACAUGCUGAAUAAUGAAGAGAUGGAAGAAUUGGAGAAAAUGGAGGUGAUUGAUGAAUUGCAAAGGCUGGGAUUGGCUUACCAUUUUGAGGAUGAAAUAACGGAAGCUUUGAUGAGAAGUAAAGGUUGCAGCCAAAAGGGGAGAGAUAAUCUCUAUUCCACAGCUCUCAAAUUUAGACUGUUCAGGCAAAAUGGCUCCUGUCCCUCUCAAGAUGCGUUUGAUGGUUUCCUGGAGGGAAGUGGAGGCAAUUUCAAGGCUGACAUUUGCGAAGAUACCAAGGGAUUACUAAGCUUAUAUGAAGCAUCCUUUCUAUCCAUGGAAGGUGAAGCCACGUUGGACUUGGCCAGAGACUUCUCCACCAAACAUCUCAAACAGGCGGCCGCCGGCUUCAGAACCGCCGACCCAAACCUUUUGGCGGCCGUUCAACGGGCGCUGGAAAUGCCUUUGCAUUGGAGGGUGCCGAGGCUGGAGGCCAGCAGUAACAUUCACUUAUACCAAGCAAAACCGAACCAUAAUCCUCUCUUUUUGGAAUUCGCUAAACUGGACUUCAAUCUCUUUCAAACUCUGCACCAACAUGAAUUGAAAUCCGUGUCAAGGUGGUGGAAGAGUUCAUAUAUUGUAGAAAGAUUGAAUUUUGUGAGAGAUAGAGUAGUAGAAAAUUUCUUUUGGACGGUAGGAAUAUUUAACUCCCCCAGGUAUUCAAACGCCAGAAGAGUUGAGGCAAAGCUUAAUUGUCUCCUUUGCACAAUUGAUGAUAUAUAUGAUGUUUAUGGGACUUUGGAUGAACUGCAAGUCUUCACGGAUGUCAUUCAAAGAUGGAGUGAUACAACAAACAUUGCGCAUCUUCCCGAGUACAUGAAGCUUAGUUAUUUUGCAGUCCACAACUUUGUUAAUGAAGUGGCAUAUGACGUUUGUAAAGAACAAGGCAUUCUUGUAUCCCGUUAUUUAAGAAAAACGUGGAUAGAUCUUUGCAAAUCACACUUACAAGAAGCAAAGUGGUUCCACAGUGGGUACACGCCGACAUACAAAGAAUACAUUGAAAAUGCAUGGAUUUCAAUAUCGGGUGCUCUUAUAAUAGUGCAUGCUUUCGUUUGUGUGGACAACCCUUUGGAUGAAGAAGCCUUGCGUCGACUAUCAGAGUAUCAUGACAUUGCUCGUUUCCCAUCUUUAGUUCUCCGCUUAGCAAACGACAAAGGAACAUCACCUCAUGAGAUGAAAAGAGGCGAUACACCAAAAGCUGUGGAAUGUUACAUGAAUUGUGCUGGAGUCUCAAUGGAUGACGCUCAAGAAAAUAUCAAUCUUCAAAUAGAUGAGGCAUGGAAGAAGAUGAAUAAAAUUGGAUUUGAAGAUAAAUCCUUCUCGAAAAGAUCCAUUGAAGUCGCAACGAAUGUUGCUAGAGUUGCUCAAUUCAUGUACCAAUAUGGAGAUGGGCAUGGGAUCAAGACUUCCGAGACUCAAACUCGUAUGCAGUCUAUUCUAUUUGAACCUAUUCCUCUAAAAUAGGCUAGCUCUUCAUACUUAUGUCACAUCAUAAUGCCUCACUCUUUUAUGACACAUAAAUUUGAUUGAAUAAUACUCCGUAUAGUAUAAAUAUUGUGAAAUUUCAUUUCAAUUCGUGGUUAUGUUUUUUUAGUGUGAAAGAACUAUUUAUUUUUAGACAAUAGGGCGG